Exaiptasia diaphana is the source of this 1230-nucleotide messenger RNA. RefSeq names its product phosphatidylinositol N-acetylglucosaminyltransferase subunit P. NCBI's taxonomy places the organism in Eukaryota, Metazoa, Cnidaria, Anthozoa, Actiniaria, Aiptasiidae. Gene Ontology annotation, molecular function: phosphatidylinositol N-acetylglucosaminyltransferase activity. Gene Ontology annotation, biological process: GPI anchor biosynthetic process. The record is from RefSeq and is a predicted model, not a curated record. The transcript has 4 exons. The coding region runs from base 115 to 498 and encodes 127 amino acids.
ACUCUCCUUGUUAACAGCUAGGAAAGUGGGGUUCCUUUGUUAGCGAGUAACGCCUGCUGGAGAUCCACUGUAUCGGCAUCUCAGUCAAAGUCAGUUGCUUGURUCUUGGUUUUGAUGGGCGARCAUUCGCCUAAUCCUAUCCCUGARCGAGCUAUAUAUGGUUUUGUGCUGUAUUUAGGAGCUAAUUUUAGCUUUGUGUUGUAUCUUGCCUGGGCUUUYGUACCAGAAGAAUGGCUGAGGGAUAUCGGCAUAACAUAUCUUCCUCAAAGAUACUGGUUAUUUGCUGGGCCAAUUUAUUUGCUGGUUUUAUUGGUUACAAUAGUUUUUCUGUAUKUAUCUUAUAAUCUUCUCUGUACGCCAUCACUUGACUCUAUUUACACAAUCACAGAUGAGCAUGCCAGAUAUCUUACUAAAGAGCAGUCAGAAGUAGGAGACUCAAUACCACCUCUGGCUGACAUCUCCAUCAGUGAAGUCAACAAGGCACUUUACCAAAGAUGACAAUAGCUUUCCUUUACUAUAUGUUGUGCUUACCAGUGAAAGCUAACAAGAUCCCAAGCUGGAUAGAAGAAACACAGACAAAUUAUCAGUGAAACAAGACAUUUUCUCUUCAACUUUUACAAUAACCAUUAAGGACUAAUGACUCCAAAACAGCAUCUUCUUUGAGCACAGCAUUUUUUCAAAAUGUGCUAAUUAAAGAAGAAGGGCUAUUUUAAUACUUUGUACUAGUCAGCACAGCGCAGUCACAAGGCCUGGUGUCAUUUGGAUAAAAACUAAACAAGAGUUAUUUUCAUAAACUUUCAGAACCCAAGUGUAACAAAAAAAAAAUGUAAUACACCGUGAAACAAAAUAAAAAAAAGCUUACACAAUAGUGGAGGUGUCGACUGAUUGUCUGCRUAAAAGAAUUCUUGAGAAAGUACCUAAAUUAUCUGAUGUUUUGACAUCCUAUACAUGGAAGUCAUUUUGAGAGUAAAAAGUUAAGAUGUAGUAUAAUAACACUGCAUAAUGUACACUAAUAAAGAAUUAUAACCAAUUUACAAAUACUAUUUUAUUGCUUGAAGUCAUAAUUACAUUCUACCAUUAUUGCUUAUCAACUCUGGUGACAAAUCAAAGAGUUUGUGUUUUGGAUCACUGCUAAAAAUGAUCUAGGAAACUGCAAAGUAGGUUAUCGGCAAUAUUUUAUUCAAUAAGUUUAUAGUUAGUUUGACCCAAUUUCCCAGUCCUCAAGUACAU